Messenger RNA from Epinephelus moara (kelp grouper), 3231 nucleotides. It is a transcript of the gene rnf14, whose product is annotated as ring finger protein 14. NCBI's taxonomy places the organism in Eukaryota, Metazoa, Chordata, Actinopteri, Perciformes, Serranidae. The record is from RefSeq and is a predicted model, not a curated record. Gene Ontology annotation, biological process: protein polyubiquitination; positive regulation of proteasomal ubiquitin-dependent protein catabolic process; ubiquitin-dependent protein catabolic process. The transcript is spliced from 9 exons. Bases 79 to 1527 code for a protein of 482 amino acids. Gene Ontology annotation, cellular component: ubiquitin ligase complex; cytoplasm. Gene Ontology annotation, molecular function: ubiquitin conjugating enzyme binding; zinc ion binding; ubiquitin protein ligase activity.
GUCACACCCACACUGCCUCCAGUCAUGAACCAGUCAUAGGGCAGGAGUCACUGGUAUUUGGUCGGACAAGGAAUGUAAAUGUCUGAGGACAAGGAAGCCCAGGAGGAUGAGCUGCUUGCUUUAGCAAGUAUCUAUGAUGAGGAGGAGUUCCGCCAGGCUGAGACUGCUCAGGGGGGAGAGAUCCAACUCUGUCUGGAGCUCCCUCCUGAUUUCAAAGUUGUUGUCAAAGGAGAGAAGAAAACUGAAUAUAAUGUCUGCUUCUUACCUCCUUUGGUGCUCAACUUUGAGCUUCCUGCAGACUACCCGUCUACAUCCGCACCAGUCUUCACUCUCAGCUCUAAAUGGAUGACCAAGGCACAGAUGAGCUCUCUGUGCAGACGCCUGGAUGAGCUGUGGGAGGAGAACCAAGGCUGUGUGAUUCUUUUCACAUGGAUCCAGUUCCUCAAAGAGGAGGCUCUGGACUUUCUGGCCAUCCAGUCUCCUCUUGAAGUCAUCAGGGGGGGAAGUAAGGCAGGUGGUGCACACAGAAAAACCGACCCAGCAGCCACAGCUUUGACAGAGGCGAGUCACUCUGAAAACGCUGAUGAAAAGAAAAGAGAGGUGAGCAAAGAAAAGUCUGAACCACCUCUGUCAGUGUCUUCUCAACUGGACCCGCGGGCCGUCCUGUUGAUGGACCCGUGUGCCGACCUCCUACCUCAGCUCCUGGACUUUGACGAGGAGCAGCGCCAAAGGGUGUUUGACAGCAAGGUGUUCGGCUGCGGGAUCUGCUUUGCAGAGAAGCUGGGCUCCAGCUGCCUCUGCUUUAAGGAGUGCCAGCAUGUCUACUGCAAGGCCUGCAUGACUGAAUACUUCCAGAUCCAAAUACGGGACGGCAACGUUCAGUGCCUUAAUUGCCCUGAGCCCAAAUGUACCUCCUUAGCCACACCAUCACAGGUGAAGCACCUGGUGGAUGAGGAGCUGUUUGCCCGUUAUGACCGUUUGCUGCUCCAGUCCACUCUGGACCUCAUGGCCGACGUGGUCUACUGUCCCCGCCAGUCUUGCGGCACCGCUGUUAUGGUGGAGCCAGACACAACCAUGGGCAUUUGCUCGGCCUGCCAGUAUGCUUUUUGCACACUGUGCAAGCUGGGCUAUCACGGUCUCUCCCACUGUAAAGUUACUGCAGAUGAAUUGCGUAACCUCAGAGAUGAGUACCUGUCAGCCACAGAUGAGGGCAAAAAGUUCCUCGAGCAACGCUUCGGGAAGAGGGUGAUCCAGAAAGCAGUGGAAGAGUCCUUUAGCAGAGACUGGCUCAACGAGAACUGCAAAGGAUGCCCACGCUGUGGAACUAAUAUACAGAAAGUGGAUGGCUGUAACAAGAUGACGUGUACCUCGUGUAGACAGUACUUCUGCUGGCUGUGCCUGGGCCUCCUCAGCAAAGUCAACCCGUACAGUCACUUCAACAACCCACAUUCACCCUGCUACAACCAACUCUUCCAUGGUGUGGAUCUUGAUGAAGAAGAUGCCUUCUGGAGUGACGAGGAAGACUGACACCUGCGCAGUGCCUCGCUGCUGUAUGCUCCAUUCGAAUGCACUUUAUCUCACAUCACCAUCUCGUCACUUGUGACACUCACUAUGCCUGUGUUAGCACAACGGUGCCACUGCAUUUAUGUACUACGGUAUCACUGUUUAUGUUGAAUAUGACCAGGCAUCUUGGGUAUAAAACAUUCAGUGUCUGGGUAUAAAUUGUUCGUAUUUAUAAUAUAUGACAGAUGUCAUGUACAUAAAGUGAUCAGGAAUGGGAAGAACAGUUUAAGCUUUAUCUCAGAGAGAAAUAGAGAGAUUUGGUAAUUUUGAUAAAUGUAGACGUUUUCUUAAAAAGGUUUAACAUCGAAAAUAUGUGUUUAUUGACAGUGAAUCUUUUAUGACAGUGUCAUAUAACUGAAUCUAAAUCUCAAAACGUACAGCAGGUGAACAGAAAACAACUAAUGCAUUUAAAACUCUCUCCAUAAUUGGACUUAUUCAUGAUAAGCUUUGACAUCUCACAAGCUUACAAUACUGCAACCACUGACUCAGUUUGUUAAAUUCAAGGUGUUUGCUUUCAGUUAGCUCGCAGGGAAAGAAGGACUGCAUUCGCCCUUCCUCGUCACAUUAAGUAUUCAGCUUGUUAUAUAAAGUAUCUAUCCUCUGGCUGGCUUUCGGUCACAUGUCUAAAGUGUGACACACAACUAACAGCUGAAACCUCAACAUGGAUGAUUAAGUAGAUUUCAUGAUCUAAGCAAGAUACACACCCUUGACAGGGGUUUAAAGCAAUGAAGGCGAACCUGGAGAUUCAUCGAGACGUAAUUACAGACUUAGAUUUCGUUGUUUCAGCUUUAGGCUGUUUUGGUUGACUACCAGAGUGGGAAACCCUUCUAUCUCCCUCAGAGUUCAGACUCUGUAUGAUGACAUUUUUUCAUGUUUUCCUAGGAUUUAAUUUUUCGUUUAAAAAGAUUAUGUUUAGAUUUGCUUUUCUUGAGAUGAGUUUACUUCUAGAAACGCGUCUUUGCACGCCAUAUAAAGUCACAGGAGUUGAGAAGAGGAAUCUUAUGAGAUGGGGGAAUGUUUUAGUCACAUGUAUUUUUCCAUACAGAAUGUAAUAACGGAGGAUGCCGCACUAAAUAUAGUUAUGACAGCGAGUCCUCUGAUGGUGUAACAGGGAUUGUAAUAAUGAUGUGUGUGUGUGUGUGUGUGGAGUUUUUCAGGGACUGAGUUGUGAGACAGGAAAUCCUAACUUGGUGAACAGCCGAGACAUUUAGGAGUGAUUGAUUUGAUUUAUUCACACCUCCUUUGUACAACUGUUGCCAAAUAUUAGUGUCAAAGAGAGGCCAUAUAAUCUUGUCUAGAGAUACAAAAAAUACAAAAAAAUGUUUUGUAUCAUGCUUAAUUUAUUUUAAUUUUUCUUUAUCCUUUUUUAAGAAAGGAGACUACAUCACGCAGGCAGUUCUGUUAUGAGCCCUGCAUCAAAUCUGUUCUUUUUUCAAUGUUGAAUGAUAUGCUGCUCUCUGCUUUAAAGGAUUGAUGCUGGGUUGGGCUGGUUUAAAAAAAAGACAAUCUCUUGUUCAGUCUUGAAAUGCACAUGGAUUCACUUUCCCUUCAGUGCAGACCCACUUUCACGUCAUGUCUCAUGUAAGAAACGUUUGAAUACAGGACUUGCAGAAUCCUGUUAGAAUAAAUUCAGGCAUACUGUUCCUCCAAAUAAAUGUUACCACUUAA